CCGUGCCAAUGCGUCGUAUCGUCAUCAACAGCAUCACCAACGCCUCGCGCAACCCCUUUCCAUCUCCCGUUUUUCGAACCACCUUCGACAUGACACGAUGUCAACCGAGUCCUCGCGCCCACUCCUGCUACCGCAAAAUCGCAAACUUCGACAUCUACGCGGCAUUGCGCUAAGGAACGUCGCCUUCUCUCGACCCCGCGGGCGCACGAUCGAUGACGCUGCCCUAAACAUCCAGAGCCCUGCGAAGCUCGAGUCGCUGCGGAACACGCCCCAACUACACCAUGCCCUGUCGUCAGAAGACUUGCGCCCGCCGACCGCCCGACGGAGGAGCACCAAUGUGCCGAAUACCAGCCCCGCGACCCGUCAAAAGAAGUUUGAGGAUGCCUUCGAUAGCAAGCUGGCCGAUGCAUUCUUCUCGUUGCACGUCGAGGGAGAAAAAGAACCGAUCUACAUCAGCGAGGUGGAAGAACGCGCAACGAACUUCAACUUCCGUCUCUUCGAGCUUGCCGACCUCGACUCGGCCAUCACGCAAUCGCCUCAGGUGACGGUCAAAAUUUGGACAAAACGAAACGAUACAUGGACAGCAUUGCGGGAGGAUGAGGUUGACCUGCGGGCCCUCAAUUGGUUAGGUACGCUGCAGGACGUCCACUUUCCGCCAAACAGCAUAGUCUUCCAUCUAGUCGACGGCAUAUACUCGCUCGAACUAUCCGGCAAGCCCGCGCCGCCAAAGCACACCGCUCCGGCACCCACCUCGUCCUACAACGCGCUGAUGAGACUCGCAACGUUGGAUAACUCGGUUCAAGACGCGCUCGCCACCCGCGAGCUUCUCACACAACAGAUCAAUGACCUCCUGGAGCGCGAGGCAAAGAAUGAGGUGCCUGAAGCCGAGGACACACUCUCCUUGACAAACAAAUACCUGGCACAGCAGCGGCGGGCCGUGGCAUUGGCCACAAAGCGGAAUGAGGACUUGAAAACGUCCAUCGCAGCGCGCAAGGAAGCCAUCGCGCAAGGCCGCGCCGCCCAAGCCAAAGCGGCCAAGGACGUCGAACACGCCACCGACAAACUCACCGAAUCCCAAACCCUCCUCACCAAAACCCAAGCCGACAUCCGCGGCCAACGCCGCCGCAUCUGCGACGACCUCUCCCGCAUCUACAACAUCGCCCCAGUGCCCCUCGGCCCCCCACUCUCCUUCCAAAUCUGCGGCCUCCCCCUCCCCAACACAACCUACGACUCGGCCGCCAAAUCAUCCCCGACCCUCAGCGAGGACGCCCUCUCCGCCGCGCUCGGCCACGUCGCCCACCUGACCGACGCCCUGCAGUACUACCUCUCGGUGCCCCUCCCCUACGCCAUCCGCCCCUUCGGCUCCCGCUCCAGCAUCCGCGACGACAUCUCCCAGCUGCCCGACCCCCAGCGCGAGUUCCCGCUGUACGUGCCGCGCGGCGGCUCCGCCGCCCAUUUUCGGUUUGAUUAUGCCUGGUUCUUGUUGAAUAAGGAUGUCGAGGCGCUGUGUAGCUCGCAGGCGCUGAGGGUGGUGGAUAUUAGGCAUACGCUGCCGAACCUGAAGUAUUUGCUGUAUGUGUGCAGUGCGGGGAGCGAGGAGGUGCCGGAGCGGAAGAGGGGUGGCGUGAGGGGGUUGUGGGCGGGGAGGGUGAGGGGGGUGGGGGGUGCUGCGUUGGCGGAUGAUGCGAGUAGUCUGGGUGGUGGGGGUAGUCGGAGGGGGAGUGAUGCGAGUGAGGUGGCGGGGAGGCAGAGGGAGGAGUUGAGGCGGGCGGCUGUUGGUGGGGGUGGGAGGGAGGUUGGGAGUGGGCAUGGGAAUGGGAGUGCGGUGAAUGUGAAUGCGAAUGGGGGCCCGGGGCUGUUGCCAUUUGCCGAGGGGGAGAUGAAGUUGAGUUUGAGGACCAAGGGGAUGAGGGAGAGUGCGGCGCAAUGAGGCGGGUCUGUUCGCCAAUGUGCUGUUUGAACUUGAGGGUCUGCUUCAGCACAGCGAACUGAUUUCUAGCAACGCCUGUUUUGUUGGGCAAUAUUAGACGGAUAUCAGGCUACAAUGCCCCGUUUCUUGUUGCUCAACAAAUCUAAUUCAUAUGGCUAUGACUGCGUAGUGAGUGAUCCGCUUUAGACGAUAGAGUAUCCAAGCCCCUUUCAUGUCGCCCAGGAAUGUCACUAUCCAUGGAAUUGACCAAGUACAUACCUGGGUACCUAGGUAGAGGGGUUAUGUACCUCAGCAAGGGGGGGGCUUAUACCGAGGCUCU
Messenger RNA from Chaetomium fimeti, 2249 nucleotides. Its product is annotated as UV radiation resistance protein and autophagy-related subunit 14-domain-containing protein. Gene Ontology annotation, biological process: SNARE complex assembly. Gene Ontology annotation, cellular component: endosome; lytic vacuole. The coding region runs from base 98 to 1930 and encodes 610 amino acids. The record is from RefSeq and is a predicted model, not a curated record. Lineage: Eukaryota; Fungi; Ascomycota; Sordariomycetes; Sordariales; Chaetomiaceae. The transcript has 2 exons. Gene Ontology annotation, molecular function: SNARE binding.